Messenger RNA from Rhopalosiphum padi (bird cherry-oat aphid), 849 nucleotides. RefSeq names its product sentrin-specific protease 1-like. The record is from RefSeq and is a predicted model, not a curated record. NCBI's taxonomy places the organism in Eukaryota, Metazoa, Arthropoda, Insecta, Hemiptera, Aphididae. Gene Ontology annotation, cellular component: nucleus. The coding region runs from base 1 to 849 and encodes 282 amino acids. The transcript has a single exon. Gene Ontology annotation, molecular function: deSUMOylase activity. Gene Ontology annotation, biological process: protein desumoylation.
AUGGAUCAACAACUAAUUUUGGAUGUUAUUGAGCUUGUCUCCUCCGAUGAUGAAAGUGUUGUUGGAACCAGCAAACCAGCAAUACCUGAUAUUAAUGAAAAAAUAAAUUUAAGUAGAAUAAAUUACAUACAGUCGAAUCGUCAAAAUAUUAUAUUUCCAGGGUACAAUAGACAGGUUUUUGCAGAACUAGUGAAUUAUAUUUCAAAGAAACAAAAAAAUGAUCAACUACAAUGUAAUCAUUCUUUUUAUUGUACAAUGGGAACUUUAUUAAGAGUAUUUAAUCCACUUCUAUGGAUGUCGGAUUGUACUAUGGAACAUUAUUUCAGUCUUUUAGCCAAAAGUUGUACGGAUCAAUUAAUACUGAGCUUACCACCAGUUUUUUUUCAGGAUCUAGUAAGAGGUGGGUUCGAUAAAGCUACAAAAUCAAUGGGAGCCACAAUAAAAAAUUUAUUUUUUUAUGAUAAGGUGAUUACUCCCACACACCUGGAGGGUAAUCACUGGACGUUUACAGUGGUUAAUAUUAAAAGUCGUAGCAUAACUUUAUACGAUAGUAUUAAAUCUAGUAUAUAUGAAGACCAAAUUAAUUUACUAGUCGAAUUUUUGAAUCAUGCAUACCUUAAAUAUGAGAAGCCGGUUGAUGAUCAACGAUUAGAAUGGUCAUUAAACUUUGGUGAAUCCCCGUUACAAAAUAAUACGUCUGAUUGUGGUGUAUUUACAUGCACAAAUGCCAGACAUGUUUUACUGGGAAAACCAUUAUACUACACCCAGGAUGAUGCCCCACUUUUACGCCACAGAAUCACGUAUGAAAUCUUGCAUAAUGUGUUGUUACCAACUCCGGAUAUUUCAUAA